Messenger RNA from Hirsutella rhossiliensis, 411 nucleotides. RefSeq lists its product as uncharacterized. The coding region runs from base 1 to 411 and encodes 136 amino acids. NCBI's taxonomy places the organism in Eukaryota, Fungi, Ascomycota, Sordariomycetes, Hypocreales, Ophiocordycipitaceae. The record is from RefSeq and is a predicted model, not a curated record. The transcript has a single exon.
AUGUCGAAGGACACCAUCCAGCGCACGAUUCUUACGGAGCCUCAGGAUUGGGAUAAGUGGCUAAAGGAGCUUCGGGCCCGUGUGGACAAGACCAUCCACAAGCUCAUCUUCGAACAUGACAAGACCCCCCUUGAACUACCUGAACGCCCCGAAUUCAGUGAUUUCAACGCUGAGGCUGAAAGAUUUGCUGAUCUGAAUGCAGGCCAGCAGAAGGCUUAUUCUGAAGCAUCGAGGGACUACGAAGGUCGCCGAAAGGAAUACCUCUACGAGACGAGGCUCGUCACAGCAGCCCGUACGACGAUUACGGAGACGAUUAGCAAAGCGAAGUUGACCUCCCUUCACGACGACGAGACUCUUCGGGAGUGGUUUGUAAAGCUCGAGGCCUCGACAGCCCCAACGAGGGCUAUAUGA